UCCCUCCAAACUUAGACUAUUUUCCCUCCAAAAGUAUAUGCUCUGUCUCUCUGUCUUCCUUUCUUCGAAAGAGCAUAACACUCAGCCCUAUUGAAGCCAAAAGUUGAGAUUGGAACAACAAACGCAUAUCAAAUCUGAAUCGUAUCUAUAGCAACAAACAAUUAUCAGGAAGUAAUAAUGUUCUUAAGGCGCAACAGUGAUACACAAUCACCUUCUUUCUAUGAUUCAAUAACCGAGUCUUCGCUUGUCACUGUGAAUUUAUCACGGGGGAAUUAUGAAGCGUACACCAGAUAAGCAUUACGUUGGAGGAAACAUGGAUUACAUUAACUAUGUAAACACUGCAGAAUUGAAUCUUGUUGAAUUCAAGAAGAUGGCAGAGAUAUGUGGUUACGCAAAUGAUUCGAUAACUUUUUGGCAUAGGUUUGGAAGGCCUCGUAAUUGAUGGAAGUUGAUCUCUACAGAUUUUGAAGCCUACACAGUUGGCAAAAACAUCCAAAAGGACAAUGUGCUUGAAAUAUACUUUGAACAUUUGGAUUCUUACUUUCAAAUGGACAAAGUGGAUUCAGUAAAUCAAUCAAAUAUUGGAGAAAAUGACAAACAACAGACUUUGUGUGAAAAUUCAUCAUGUGAUGAUUUUAGUGACUCGGAAGCUGAUUUAGCUGAUGAUGUUCUAGUUGAUACACAUGGGAAGAGGAAUCAAAGCUAUCUGGAAGAGAGAGAGCUCCGUAGUGAUGAAAUAAAGAGAAAGAUGGUUGAUAUAGAGGGGGAUUCUGAUUGUGUUGAUUCUGAAGACACAGAGAGUUUGAAUAGUGAUUCUGAAACUGAAAGUUUCAACUUUCCUCAGUACAAUCCAAAGACCGAUGGAGAUAACCCAGUAUUAGGUCUAGAAUAUGUCUUUGAGACAAAGGACUUUAAAAAUGCUGUAGAAACUCAUGAGAUUAAGAAUGGAAAGUACAUCCGAUGGAACAGGAAUGAUAGUAUAAGAAUGGAGGCAAUGUGCAUACACCAUCCAGAAUGCAAAUGGAAAAUCAAGGCUUCUAGAAUGCAAAGAGAUAAGGCUUUCCAGAUUAGAACUUACGAUCCUACACAUACUUGUAAGGAGUGGCAUCAUGAAAAUAGAACGAUCACUUCAUCUUUCAUUGCAAGAAAGUACCUCAAAGAAGUUGGAUCAAACAGGAAUUGGAGAGUGGCGGAAUUCAGGGAUAGGGUAAGUGUUGAACUAAAAGCUCAUGUGACGUUAUCUCAAGCUAAACGAGCUAAGAUGAAAGCGAUUGCAUUAAUUGACGGUGAUAUUAAAGAUCAAUAUAAAAUGAUGUGGGACUAUUGCAAUGAAAUUGAUAGAACAAAUCCAGGUAGCACGAUUUACAUGAAGCUCACUGAUAAUGAGGUCCCCAAUGAGCCACAGAGAUUUCAGAGAAUAUAUACUUAUUUUACUGCUUGUAAGCUUGGCUUUAGAGCGGGUUGUAGAAAAAUUGUAGGUGUGGAUGGAUGUUGGUUGAAGGGCCCAAUGUAUGGGACUCAGUUGUUAUCUGCAGUUGGCAUCGAUGGUAACAACAAUAUAUUUCCUGUUGCCUACGCAAUUGUAGAAAAGGAAAGCAAAGAGACAUGGGCCUGGUUUUUGAAUCAUUUAGCUACUGAUUUGCAUAUACAUGAGAUUGGUUAGACCUUUAUGUCAGACAAACAAAAAGGUCUUAUUGAAGCUUUUAAUGAUGUUUUGCCUCAUGUGAGCCAUAGCUUUUGUGUGAGAUACCUUCAUAACAAUUUUAUAAAGGCUGGCUUUGGCGGUUCCACAUUAAAAAAGGCACUUUGGGCUGCUGCAAAGUCUUGUACUGUGAGAAAAUUUGAUGAUUGCAUGAAAAAUAUUUCAAAGUUAGAUCUUGAUGCUGCUACUUGGUUAAAUGACAAAGAACCUAGCGAAUGGUCUAGGUCGCAUUUCUCUUCAGAUGAUAAGUGUGACAUCUUACUAAAAUAAUGUGUGUGAAGUGUUUAAUAGAAUGAUACUUGAUGCUCGAGAUAAGCCAAUUGUGACACUUUUGGAGAAAGUGCGCUAUCUACUCAUGGCUAGAAUGCAAGCUAAUAGGGAAAAAGCACAUAAAUGGAAAUCGGGUGAUGUUUGUCCUAGGAUCAAGGAUAUAUUACACAACAAUCAGAUUGCAGCUGCUGAAUAUAUCCCUAGAAAAUCUAAUCACUAGAGCUAUGAAAUUUUAGGAGCUACAAUUACGGACAAUUGGGCAGUUGACUUGGAGAAUAAAUCUUGCAGUUGUAGAAAAUGGAGUCUCACUGGGAUCCCUUGCAAGCAUGCUAUUGCAGCAAUUUGGGCUAAAAAGGAUAACAUUCUUGACUAUGUUCAUGAUUGUUACAAGGUGGAAACAUAUAGAAGAAUUUAUGAAAAUUCAGUUCUUCCAAUGAAUGGACCACAAAUGUGGCCUAAGUCAAGUAAAGUUCCUCCUCUGCCUCCAAGGAUUAUAAAAGAUAAUAAGAGAGGAAGAAAACAAAAAGUGAGAAGAAAGGAACAAGAUGAAGUUGGAGCUAGUCGAACAAAGAUGAAACGAAAGCAAAAAUCUCUAGAUUGUAGUACAUGUCACAAACCUAGCCACAAUACAAGGACUUGCAAAUAUAAUGUUGUGCCACCAGAAACUCCUCUUCAUUUCGGCCGAAACUACAUGUAAUAUCGAUUGUUAUAAUAGCAUUUGGUUUUUAUUUAAUAAUCCUAAACUAGCAUAAAAAUGAUUUGUUAUUCUUUUUCAAGUUAGAAGAGGACAGGAUGAAGUUGUACAAGGAGUAGUAGAACAGGAACAAAUGGGAUAUGCCGAAGUAGAAAUUGGACCAGAUUUUGUUUGGGAAAAUUCUCAAUGUACACAACAAAGUGGACCUACUUUUUGAAGCUAUAACAGUUUUUUGGGAAUUGCUUGCUGCUCGCGCGGGAAUUGUUUAGCUGCUGUGUUUGUUGGUUUGGCUGUUGUUUUUUAUGAAGAUGAUGGCAAUUUAGAUGUUGUUUUUCCCGGAGUUUGGCUGCUAUUUUUUGCUGUAAUUUACAUGCUGUUUUUGCUGAAAAUGAUAACAAUUUGGAUGUUGAUUUUGGCUACUGUUUUUGCUGGAAUUUACCUGCUGUUUUUGCUGAAAAUAACAGCAAUUUGCAUGCUGUUUAAG
Messenger RNA from Lycium barbarum (goji berry), 3150 nucleotides. RefSeq lists its product as uncharacterized. The record is from RefSeq and is a predicted model, not a curated record. Lineage: Eukaryota; Viridiplantae; Streptophyta; Magnoliopsida; Solanales; Solanaceae. The transcript is spliced from 3 exons. The coding region runs from base 548 to 1663 and encodes 371 amino acids.